Messenger RNA from Corythoichthys intestinalis (scribbled pipefish), 6301 nucleotides. RefSeq names its product major histocompatibility complex class I-related gene protein-like. The record is from RefSeq and is a predicted model, not a curated record. Gene Ontology annotation, biological process: immune response. NCBI's taxonomy places the organism in Eukaryota, Metazoa, Chordata, Actinopteri, Syngnathiformes, Syngnathidae. Bases 2382 to 3509 code for a protein of 375 amino acids. The transcript is spliced from 8 exons. Gene Ontology annotation, cellular component: external side of plasma membrane.
CAAAAAAAGGUGGCUCUAAAAAAUUCACACCACGUUUUAAACACUGUGUGGCGCUACAUGUGAGAAAAUGUUGUCGUAAUUUUCAGCAUGUGCUGCUUUACAAACGGCGCCCCAUACGAUAUCUCGUUUUAAGAAGGUGUCACUGAUUAAAAAAAUAAAAUGGAACCAAAAAGUUGCUCCUGAAAUCUCUGUCCCUCCUAACUCAAUGGCUGCCAUUGACGGCACAAGACGCCCAGACCGGGAGGGGCGAACGAACUUUCGCUCAAUCAAAAUCUGAGGAUACGCAGGAAUCCUUUCCGAUUUUCGGGUUAUUUUAGUUUUCGUCACUGCCUAGUCAUUUGUAGAAAUUCCUGCUCACUUCCUGUUCUGAAACCCAAAUAUCAACCGGAAGUGACCCAUAAAUGGCUCGAAAUCAACAGGAAGUGACAGAAAAUCAACAGCAAAUGGUUGUCAUUGAUCGCCAUAGACGUCCAAUCCGUCAAAUGAAUUGGACGUCUACAAAUGCUAAACUCAGUUCAUAUCACAGAAGAAUGAUGAAAAAGCUUGUGUUUUAUGUUUAUUCCUUGUAUAGUAAAAUAGUGUAGAAAUAUUUCCUGACCCAUGUAUCGAUAAUUGUUAUAUCGCAACAUGGAAUAUUGUAGCGAAUCCCCAGAGGUUCCCACCUCUAAUAGUAAGUUAGCAGUAAUUUCGUAUUUAAAAAAACAAAAAAAAUGACACCUGUCAGUAGGCCUGUCGCGAUAACAAAUUUUAGUGUGCGAUAAUUAUUCUCAUAAAUUAUUGCGAUAUGCGAUAUUAUUGCGCCCCCCCCCCCAAUUUUUUUUUAACCAAUUUACAAUAACACAGUGCGAAUACAGUAUAUAUUAAUAGAUCAAGUACACCCAUUUAAACACGAUUAAUAUUUACUCUUAAAUUCAAAUAUACUUUUUAAGAAAUCACAACUAAAAACAAUAGACCCUGCCUCUUAAGUAAAAAACAACAAUAUUGAUACCGCACAGAAACACAGAAUAAAUAAAAUGUGUUUAAUUAAAAAAAAUUGCACUUAAUAACUUAAGCAUUUAGGAAAAUGAAAACAUUUCCCGUCAUAGCUUCUGCAAUGGUGUUCCAUAGGAAUGCAACGAUACAGUUAAGUCAUGGUUCAGUACGAAUUUUGAUAUGGGGGACACGAAUUUUGAGCCGAUUCAAUACAUUUAAUGCUCUGUUAAAAAAAAAAAAAAAAAAUUGUAUUUUUUUUUAUUUUUUUUGCUCACGAGCAAAAAUUAAAUUGCCAUCAUAUAAACAUGCAUUUUAGUGCAUAAUAUUUAUGUGCUUACUUCUUACUGAUAUGAAAAAAAAUUGUAUAAAAGUGCUGAGAACAAUCUUUACUGUUUGUAAAGUGAGGCAGGGCACACCGUUGAUUUCUACAGCUCUCUUAGCAGCUAGGUUUACUACAUGAGCAAGACAUCCUAUUUAUGGUCCGAAUCCAUCUGUGUCACGUACUGAAUUAACAAUAUUUGCAACAUUAUCUAUAGUCACUGGUAUGGAUUGAUUUGGCCUUCUUAACCUCAUGUGACAAAUGACAGUUUAGAAUUCAUUGAUGUAGUAUAUGGACCACAUGUCCCAUAAUCACUCUGGGCUCACGUAGCCAAUGGCAUGGACCGUAGUACAUCUAGUUUGCCAUUUCAUGAUAUUUAGUGUGUGCGCGCAAGCAUAUGACGGCUUUCAUAAACAGGACGAGUUUGAAGCACAGCGCUCUUAAUUUCAUUCAGCUGUUCGUUGUCAAAGUGAGGUUAUUCGUAGCAGCCAAGUCGGUAACAAUGUUUUGGCGGACUUCGUUGUAAAUAUCCAGCGUUGUGCCGAAAAAUAGCCGCCCCGCGGGAAAUGUCACUCCUGACGGGAGCGCCCACACGUCAACAACACCGGCGCGCCAUAGAUGGUCCACAGUCACUCCGGAGCACUGACGCGGCCGGUAUACGUUGAACAAAAGGAUAUAAUGGGAACGAUUGGCUCCGGCGCUAGUUUUUGCCGGACCUGGAACGAAGAUGCAUUUUGCGCAGUUGGUAACGAACUUUUAACAGCACGUCUGCCGCACGCGCACACACACGUGCACGUGAGGCGAUAAAUCGCAGCGGAAAAAUUACCGGCUUCAUUUUUAUAUAUCGCGCGAUAAAUGGAAUUAUUGCAUAUUGCGACAGGCUUACCUGUCAGUCCAGUUUCGGCAUCAUUUCAUUUCGUAAUUUAAAGUGUUAAAGUAGGUUCCCGCCUCUUCGUGGUCACUUGAUUUCCCAGAAAGGCACAUUUGGCGAAAGUGAAAGCAAAGUAACGUUAUAACCCAGCUCAGGUAAACGCUUCAAACACUUUGUCUGAUAUUCGAGGGUCGACGUCGGACUGAGAAGGAGGCAAAAAUGUGCAAGAUGAAGGAGUUAGUGGCACUUUUGCUGGUGGCUGUGCAAAUUCAAAACGUCAAGCCUGUGAUUCACACGCUCAAGUAUAUCCGCACAGCGUCGUCUCAAAUUCCAAACUUCCCAGAGUACUUGAGUGUCGGUUAUGUUGACGGUGUUCAGAUUACCCACUACGACAGCAAGAGCGGGAAAUAUCGACCCAAACAGGACUGGAUGAACAAAAUCACAGCUGAGGAUCCAAGCUACUGGGAGACACAAACACAUAUCAUUAUUGGUAAUCAGCAGGCGACUAAAGUCAGCAUUGAAAAUCUUCAAAAGCGCUUCAACCAAACUGGAGGUGUUCACAUGUUCCAGGUGAUGUAUGGCUGCGAAUGGGACGAUGAGACCGGCGAGGUGGACGGUUGGCAACACUUCGCUUACGACGGAGAAGACUUUAUAUCGUUUGAUUUGAAGGGACUGAGGUGGAUCGCGGUCAAGCCGCAAGCUGUCGUCACCAAGCACAAGUGGGAACAAUUUAAUCUUCAAUACAAGAAGCAUUACUUCACUGAGGAAUGUCCUGCCUACUUGAAGAAGUACGUUCGCAAUGGGAGGGACUUCCUCAUGAGAACAGAGCUUCCGCGGAUCUCCCUGCUGCAGAAGACGUCGCGGUCGCCGGUGACCUGCCACGCCACAGGAUUCCACCCCAGGGAGGCCGACCUGUUUUGGAAGAAGGAUGGCAAGCAGCUCUUUGAGGAUGUGGAGAUGGGCGAGACCCUCCCCAAUCACGACGGGACCUUCCAGACCACCGCCGACCUCAUAGUGGUGGACGCCAACGCCAAGUACGAGUGCGUCUUCCAGCUGGCCGGCGUCCCGGAGGACGUCGUCGUCCCGCUGGACCAUGCGAAGAUCCUGAGCAACGAGCGUAUUGAAGCGGAAGAAAGGAGGAAGACGGCGCUGGCUGUCGGCAUCCCGUUGGCGUUCCUCGCCCUGUCCCUCACAAUUGUCGUCGUCGUCAUCGCUGUCAAAUGCAGAAAACCCAAAUACAUCCAAGCUGCCGUCUGCUCAGAUUCUGAGCCAUCUUCACCUGUGAGGGCUCUCGAGCUCGCUUCUCCUACCUCCGAGACCACUUUAGCCGAGCCCGCUCCUGGGUGAGACGCCGGCUUCGGAAGACAAUCGCAAUGUUCCAACGCAAGUGCAAAAAGACUGGAUUUCUUGUCCAAUUGGGCCAAAUUUGCCACGGGGACUUUUGUGCUUCCGCCGGUGCAUUUCGAGAUAAAAUUGAUAUAUUGAGAUAUAAUGAGGCUGCACAGCAGAGGCACCUUCACUUCUCAGGUUGUGGGGGCCAUUCUAUUGGCCAGGUUUCAGGAACUAAGACAGUUCUUGAGUGUAUGUACAGUAUUUAAAUAUAAGGGAAAUUGUGCAACAUGUUAUUUGAUGUUUCCUCAUACAUUCAUGUCAGAUGAAACGGUUCCAGUGAUGUUUGUGCAUGGCAAUGUUCUUGUACUUUUCAACUUGAACUGACCACGUUGUGAUAAGUGGUUGAAAGACAGAGUUGAUGAAUCAAUGCUAAUGUAGCGAACCAUGCGGGUGGAUGACUUGUGCUCUUCUAGGCCAAGACACCCUAAUUCUUUAUUGAACAGCCAACAACUCAACAACUACUCUACUUUCUCACUCUUUUUAGACUCUCGCGCUUGCGCACGUCAUCAACCUAAGACACAUUUAACCGUUACAAUAUCAAUCUAGCAUAGGCGAAGUUUUGACCUUUGGGGUAGGGGGGGGCACAACAUUUUGAUGACCCCGAAACACAGCGUCAGCAAUAAAAUAAUAAGUUGACAAUGAGUGUUUUUUGUUUCCCAUCAUUCUCAAGGGGAAUUCUAAAUCAGGCUGCUUAGGCAAUACUUUUCGCCAAGAUCGUCGUCAUUGAAUAUGGUACGCCGGCCGGUGUCGUACCAAUGUAGUUACCCCAGUUAAAAAUUGUAUCCCUUGAGCGGAGCCAUAUGGAGGUAGAUUUGUGUCUUUAUUAUUCAAUCCAAAAAAAGUUGCUUCAAUCAAAAUAUAUAUUUUCAACAAAAAAAAGUCGCUUUAACCAAAAAAAAAAAAAAAAAAUCUGAACGCAAAAAUAAAUUUGAAACUCAAAAAUAUCCUUGUGAAAGCUAUCUUUCUUUUUGAUUUUGAAUUUUUUUUUUAUUUGAAGUCAAGUUUUUGUUGAAUUGAAGCAACUUUUUUGAUUGAAGUAAUGUUGAUUGGGCCACAUUUUGGCUAGGAAAUUUUUGUCUAAAAUAAUUUUGACCCAUUAUGAAAAUAUAUUUUUGGUUAAUUUUAUUCAUUUGUGUUGCAGUUUUAUUGCUUUACAACUUUUAUAUAAUAGACCCUACUCACCGACGUCACAGAAUGACGUGUCCCUGUAUCCGGCCGCCAUAUUGUCCGUCUCUGUUUAGCCCUAUUCUCAAUGGUUUCAAUUAGUCGUUCGGUUCAUAGAGCAAUUCAUGGAAGCCCCAGUGCUUUCAGACGCUGUAAACUCAUUGGAUGCGUUGCAUAAAAGGCGUUAUGUGGAAAAGCUUCAGUCUAUCCAUUGGCCAGAUCCAUAUUUGAUGCCUAAAUCGAUAUUUUUCGACCCGCUGUCUUCGCCCUCUCUGCCUGACAUCUGCUACCCUGAUAUCUACAACUAUCUUGUCCACACAAAAGCAGCCUAUUGUCACCAAAGUUUGAAAAACCUUAAGAGCAGCACUCUAAGCAACAUUACCCUGUGUGAUUUCUAAAAUGGCGACAAUAAAAAAAAAAAAAAAGUUGACUGCGAUGGCCGACGCUUCAAGGAUAGGUGGAUAUUGGACUAUUUCUUCAAUAAAUCACGCAACAACUGUGUCUGCCUCAUUUGCAAAGAGACAGUCGCUGUUUUCAAAGAGUUCAAUGUGACGCGAUAAUAUUACCGAAUAAGACGCUGACAUGUACGACAUUACAGGGAAGAUACGCAGCGAGAAAUUAUAGAAACUAGAAGCUAGUUUCAUUUCACAGCAGCAGUAUUUCGCAAGAGCGCGAGUGUCGAAAGAGAACGCCACAAAGGCGAGAUUGUUGAAAAUAUGAAUUAAUGAAAAAAAAAUAAAGUAAAUGUGACACACAGAAGGGCUUGCUAAAAUUUGUUUAAAUAUAUUGUUCUAUGUAAAUCAGCCAAGGUAGCCCCCCCGCACUUUUACCACACCAAAUCUGGCCCCUUUGCAAAAGGUUUGGACACACCUGUUUAACUGAUGAUCCGUAGACGAGGCGAGCUUCUUUCACUUGGUACCAGCUAAAUAUUAUUCAAAAUGUAAUGAUGGUGGAAGAAAUAAGCAUCUUGAAUUUGAAACGGUAUGUUGUCGGCGAUUAGCCUCGCAAUGAUCUUAAUUGUGGUUGUCAGCCCAAAACCCUCUAAAUAUAUAUUAAAUGCAUCUUACCAGAUAUAAAAUGACUACUACAUAAUCCGUGGUAAUGGUUUGGAGCCCAGUUUUCUCGUCGAAUUGCAGCAGUCCAUCUCGCUCUCCUCUCCUGGUCUCUCGGAAUACGGUAAAACUUCAGGUCUCUCAGUCUAUCUUCUCUGUUACUGCAACCGACCGCCACACACGCCUUCACCAUUAUGAUUAUUAAUGUUAACGAGCAGAAAAACACGCCAUAAUAGGAGGAAUUUACGUAGCAGUAAUGCAUAUAGACCCUACUCACAUGAUGUCACAACCACGCCUCCGCGCCAUGUUGUCCGUCUACUUGUCGCAUAUAGACCCUACUCACCUAUGUCACAAAAUGACGUGUCGCUGUAUCCGGCCGCCAAAUUGUACCUAUUUUUUUAGACCUAUUCUCAUUGUUUUCAAUUAGUCGUGCAAGUUAUAGAGCAAUUCAUCGAAGCCCCGGUGUUAUCUGACGCUGUAAACUCAUUGGAUGCCUUGCAUAAAAGGUGUUAUGUGGAAAAGCUUCAGUUU